AUGUUCCUCGCCGUACAUCCGGAUGGACACUUCUUCACCGGACGCGCCAACCCGCAACUCGUCUUAUUAGAUUGUUUUGUGGAGGACGGCAAGAUCAAGCUGGCCUACAAGGGGAAGACGCUGGAAGCGGAUCUUGAAGAGGUGUAUCGACGAAAGCAGGUCCUCCCCGCAGAGCUCCACGCCAAACUCCGCCAGGACGGUUACGACUGCGGCGACGAGGUGGCCGCGUUUCUGAGCGAGGUCCUGGAGGAGGACGCGCGGAUGGUCGUCUACAGCCCGGAGUUGUUCACGGAACGCACGGCGAUCCCGAAUGCCGGGUGGUGGAGGAAUCCGGUGCCAACGGAGCGGCGGGACGACAGCUAUUUCGUCGACCUGGCGCAGUUUAUGAUCACCACCAAGGAGUCGCUGGACGAGGUGAACGAACUGUUGGGGCGGAGCGAGAAUCCGAUCAACAGCGUGCAAUUCCGAGGGAACAUCGUGGUGGACAAAUGCUCACAGGCUUGGGAUGAGGAUAUGUGGUCUGAGCUGCGAUUUGGCGACGAUUCCGACUCGACUGUGCUGCAGUGCUACAAGCCGUGCACGCGAUGCAUCUUCACGACGGUGGACCCGGAAACGGGUACCAAGGACCCGGCACAGCAGCCGCUGCAGAUGCUCAAGGAGCACCGCAUGGCCCCGCCGGAUCUGGUCAAGGACCUUGGCAAGCUGCCGAUUUUCGGUGUGAAUGCGGGAACAAAGAUGCCCGGCUACAUCUACGAGGGCCAAACCGUUUGGGCCCGCCUCAAACCAUGCGCCUUC
Mesorhabditis spiculigera is the source of this 795-nucleotide messenger RNA. The record is from the annotation of a GenBank genome assembly. NCBI's taxonomy places the organism in Eukaryota, Metazoa, Nematoda, Chromadorea, Rhabditida, Rhabditidae.